Messenger RNA from Spirodela intermedia, 3440 nucleotides. NCBI's taxonomy places the organism in Eukaryota, Viridiplantae, Streptophyta, Magnoliopsida, Alismatales, Araceae. The record is from the annotation of a GenBank genome assembly.
AUGGCGGCAUUGACAGGUUGUCACUUCCCACGCCGCCAGAUCUCACCGGGGAACAGCAACGGGAGGUCGCUGACGACGGUGGUACGUCCCGGCGUCGGCCAUGGGAGGUCCGUGGUUAGCGUCCGGCGGCGCCCAGUUCGUUCAUCUCUGCAGUUGGACGUGGAGAAGUCGACAGUCCCGUUGGCUCCAUCAGAUCGAUCUCCUUCCGAGGAGAGAUUUGGAUUCGAUGCGGCGUCCGAGGCGGAACUGAAGGGGAAGGGGCUUACGGGACUCAGGAGGACGAAGCUGGUGUGCACGAUUGGCCCGGCGUGCUGCUCCCCCGAGCAGCUGGAGAGGCUGGCCGCGGGAGGGAUGAAUGUAGCGAGGCUGAACAUGUGCCAUAAUAGUCGGGAGUGGCACAGAAGCGUGAUUAGGGCCGUGAAGAAGCUGAACAGGGAGAAGAGGUUCUGUGUUUCGGUCAUGAUCGACACGGAGGGAAGCCAGGUGCAUAUGGUCGACCACGGCGCCGCCUCCUCCAUCAAAGCCGAGGUUUCCCUCCCCCCUUCCCUCUUGUUUCACUCCUGGAUAACCUUACUAUAACAUGAUGCGAAUGCGUGAGAUUCUGUCUUCCAUUAGCCAUUGACGCAUGAGAAUCUCGUCAGAGAUCUACCAUCAUCGUUAGAUUUUGGAGCGAAACAGGGGUAACGACUUGUAGUUUCUUUCUCUGACUGUUCUUCUUGUCUGUUGAAUACUUCGUUUAAUGUUUACCUGGUGAUACCUUGAUCGCCUCUUUCCCUCGGAUCUUAUUAUCCUUCGAUUACACAGGAAGGCUCCAUGUGGCUUUUCACCACCCAGAACUUCGAGGGCACUCGUCCAUUCACUGUUAAGGCAAACCACGAGGGUUUCUCCGAAGGUAUUGAAAUAUCUUGAUCGACAAGGUCGCUUUUAUGAUAUCUUGGGAUUUAUUCUGUAAUAUUGUAUCGGUGUUGAUUGCUUCCAGGUAUCAUGGUUGGUGAUGAGCUGGUUGUUGAGGGUGGGAUGGCGAGUUUUGAAGUUGUUGAGCGGAUUGAGGACGAUUUGCGCUGCAGAUGCACUGAUUCGGGUCUGCUCCUGCCCCAUGCGAAGCUGUCCUUCUGGAGGGCUGGAAAACUGGUCGACAGGAGCGUGGGGCUGCCCACUCUCUCAUCAAAGGUCUCUUUCCGCGUUUACAUGGUUGAUUAUAUUUUCCAUUGAUUAGAUCUUAACCUGUGUAGGCGUUUAUUUUAUCUAUGUAAUCGAUUUCUUGCCUCAAAUUUAGAUAAAAGAUAAAGAAUAUGAACAUUAUAAAAUUUGAAUUAUGCUUAAGUUGAUGAUCCCCUCAUUUUUUUAUGAUUUUACAUGCAAAUGAAGAGGUAACGGGUUAUUAUGAGCUAUUUUUCUUACAUAUCCUUACGUUUCUUUACUCCAAUGUAAUGUUUAAUCGGAUUUUGAAUGAAUGCAAGUUGAGCUUGAUGCCGCUGUUUAUAAUAUUUGGUUAGGAACGUUCACCAUUGAUGAUCACUUGUAUGGCACCAGGUGAGACUAAAUUAUUCCUUGUUAUCGAUAUGAAUAUCAGAGGAUUAAAUUAUUCUUGAAACUUCUCGUUGAAGUACUCCAGCUAUGCUCUUCAUAUCAGGGAUCAUAACGACAUGCUAUAAGGGGGAAAGUUGGUUCUAGCUGAACCUGGUGAACAAUAGUAGUUUAGUAUCAAUAGCGGCUGUUGCUGUUUAUUCCUUGUUUUGACUUUUCUCAUUGUGGUUUGAUUUGCUAUUAGGCUGUUGUAAAUGGCAUCGCCCUUGAUUGAAGUGAGUUGACUCUGCCCACUCUGGAUGCUGAUGUGCGAUGGAAUUUUUGCUAUAGAUUUCUUCACACUGGAAUUUGCCUUGGAUGUCUUGUAGGACUGGGUUGACAUUGACUUCGGAAUAUCAGAAGGAGUUGACUUUAUUGCUGUGUCAUAUGCCAAAAAUUCUGAGGACAUCAAGGCUCUGAAGACCCAUCUUUCUACGCGAUCGGCGGAGUAAGUGAUCAUUUGUAUAUUCCGUCCAUAAAAAAAAAAUCGUUUUACAAAAUAGGUAUAAAUUCUAUUUUUACAAAUUUAUCAUACUUUUUGGUGAUGUGAAAGGUUUUGUGUGUGUGUGUGAGAGAGAGAGCUCGUAGUAAUUCUUAGCUCAACGAUUGUAGUUAACUGGGAAAAUAAAGUGAAAUACAUAUGGACGUCGUAUCUGGAAAUUAAGAUGAAUUUCUGUUCUUUUUGGAUCAAUUUGGUGCAAAUCUGAUCAGCCCAAUUCAUAUCCCAUCUGAUGUGAAUCUGAUCCUACUGUUUUUAAUCUCAACGUUUUCUUGGUCCACAUUUUACUCAUCCUGGCAUCUAUAAAAUUCUAUGUUACAGAUCCAUCAGGGUGUUGGCAAAGAUCGAGCGCUUGGAAUCUCUUGAAAACUUGGAAGAGAUUGUCGAAGCUUCCGACGGAAUCAUGGUGGCGCGCGGAGAUCUCGGGGUACAAAUCCCCCUCGACCAGAUUCCGGCCAUCCAGAAGCAGGUGACAAGCAUAUGCAGGCAGCUGAACAAGCCGGUGAUCAUAGCCUCUCAGCUCCUAGAAUCUAUGAUUGAAUACCCCACUCCGACCCGCGCUGAGGUACCCUUUUCCAUCAGGAGCUCAAGAUCAGCGUCCUUUCGAUGCCUUCUUUUUAUUAUACAUUGAUCACGGAAGAAAGGAUCUCUUCUGCGUGUUCGUUCUCCCUUUGAAAAGUCUCGAUCUCUCCUUCGAUUAGGUCGCCGAUGUUUCUGAGGCGGUUCGGCAGCAGGCAGACGCAUUGAUGCUGUCCGGUGAGUCUGCCGUCGGAUUAUACGCCGAGAAGGCCCUCUCCGUCUUGAGCACCGCCAGUCUCUGCAUAGAGGCUUGGGCCCGAGAAGAUGGCCUUCGCAACCUUCCUCCCCUUCCUCGGCUCACAAGCUACUUGUCUGAUAGCAUCGCCGAGGAGAUCUGCAACUCCGCAGUAGAGAUGGGUGAACACUUCAUCUCUCUCUUAUUAGAUCAAGAAGGGAGGGUUGAAUUGAUCUUAUCGUAAUUUUAAGGAUAUAUUUCUUGGUUUAAUAUUGUCGGGUCACAGGGAACAACCUCGGUGUUGCCGCCAUCUUUGUCUUCACCAAACACGGCCACAUGGCGGCACUUUUGUCUCGGAACCGCCCAGGGCCGCCUAUCUUCGCCUUCACAGACGAUGCUAACACGGGGAUGGGGUUGAAUCUCCACUGGGGAGUCACCCCCAUCGUCGGCAAUCUGUUCGAGGACAUGGAGAGGAACGUGAAGGAGUCGAUCAGGUUCAUGGCGGCGAUCGCGGCAGUUAAGCUGGGGGAUGUCGUCCUGGUGGUCUCCGACCUCUCCUCGGUCUCCCCCGCCACUUCGGCCUUCACCCAAUCGAUCCAAGUGAGGACCGUCGGUCAGUAA